UGCUGCAGGAAAUUAUAUUCCAUCCAUGUUAAUUUACCCAAGAGUUCGCAUGACUCCCCAGCUUCAAGGAAACGGACCCUCAGGAGCAAUUUAUGGCUGUUCAAAAAAUGGGUGGACGAAUGAGAACUUCUAUGAACUGGUUGCAGCAUUUCAAUAGUCACGUGAAACCAAUUCGUGAUGAUCCGAUGCUUCUUAUAUUGGAUAAUCACUCAAGUCACAUUUCUGCUGCAACUUUUGAAUUUUGCAAAGCCAAUUUCAUCACUGUUGUCACUCUUCACUCUCACACGCCUCACAGAACCCAGCCUCUUAACCUAACUUUUUUUGGUCCGUUGAAAAACGCUCUUUAUCGGGAGUAUGAUUUCUUGAAUAGAAAUGCUUAUGAAAAAAAAUCACUGAAUAUAACCUCGCAAAGUUGCUAAAUAAGAUAUUCGGUAAAGUGGCUAUGAAAAGAU
Messenger RNA from Pogonomyrmex barbatus (red harvester ant), 452 nucleotides. RefSeq lists its product as uncharacterized. Lineage: Eukaryota; Metazoa; Arthropoda; Insecta; Hymenoptera; Formicidae. The record is from RefSeq and is a predicted model, not a curated record.